AUGGCCCAUUCACGAUUACUUUUCACUCUGCCCAAAUGCAGGUGCAGAGUUCCCACCAUCUCCAUCCCCUUCAUCGCACGCGGACGAUGGCAGAGCACCAACGCCGCUGACUUACCUCAUUUGAACCCACCCCCAGACGACUAUUCACGCUUUAUCUUUCAAGACAAGUGCCGUGUGACUGUCCACGCCGGGUCCGGCGGUCAUGGAUGUGUUUCAUUCCUGCGAGAAAAGUACGUUGAGGAAGGACCUCCGAACGGCGGCGAUGGCGGCAGCGGAGGAAGCAUUUACAUCCAAACGGUGGAGGGACUGACCAGUUUACACAAGCUGGCACGCCGAGGCGUGAUUAGAGCCAGUCGUGGCAGAAACGGACAGGGAAAAAGCAAAGGCGGAAAACGCGGCAACGAUGUGUUGAUCCAGGUUCCUGUCGGUACCGUCGUGCGGGAAAUCGAUCGUGAAGAUCCUGUCGCAAAUGAACUCGCUCGUUUGAGGAGCGAGAGACUUCUGCGUCAGCAAGAGUCUGAAGAUGAAGAAGAGACGACAGAAAUGUUCACUCCUGUUCGCCACGACCGCUGGGUGUUGUAUCCCGGAGCCAACCCCUCUAAUUUUUUGACGGUGAAAUUCCCUAAAUCAAGGCCUCGGAGGCAGCAUAUCGCGGCGAUGGAGCCGCAAGCGCCCAUCUUCCUUGACCUGUCACAACCAAUGGACAAGCCAUUGCUGCUAGCAGCAGGUGGCGCGGGCGGAAUGGGCAACCCACACUUCGUCACCAGGAACAUGGGUCGACCGGAAUUUGCAGCCCGCGGUGAAGGCGGCAUGCGAUUAGAGCUGGACUUUGAGCUCAAGAUCCUGGCGGAUGUUGGGUUGGUCGGAAAACCCAAUGCGGGCAAGAGCACGCUCCUCCGCUCGUUGACCAACAGCCGAACGCGCAUCGGGAACUGGGAAUUCACUACCCUCUCCCCCCAAAUCGGGACGGUUAUUGUGGAUGACUACAAAGGUCGACCACUGGUGGAGUCGAAGGGGAUAAUCCCGCGCACACACUUCACUAUUGCAGACAUUCCGGGCUUGGUGGAAGACGCCCAUCUCGACCGCGGGCUGGGUCUAGGGUUCCUCCGACACAUCGAACGGGCUGGAAUCUUAGCUUUUGUGGUUGACCUCAGCGCCGGAGACCCUAUACAGGGUCUACAGAAGCUAUGGCAUGAACUCGGCGAGUAUGAACGCAUGGAUGAGGCCGAGCCGGUCGAUGAGAGUGAAGACGGAGGCGUGCUUGAGUGGGAUACCUCUGGUUCUGGUCUUCCGGAGCUUGAUCCCUCACGAAGUCGUCGUCGGAGUGAACUCCCAAUCGAGACACCUACCACCGUCCGGAAAGAUGGCUCUCUCCCUCGUCUCCCAUUACCGCCCAUCCACAAGAAACCUUGGUUCGUGGUGGCCACCAAGGCUGACCUAGAGAACACGCAAGACCAGUACAAGGACCUCCAGGAGUACCUAACCGCUGUUGAGAAUGGACUGGCAGAGCAUCCGUCUGGACAUGCCGAUGGGUGGAAGGAAUCACUUCAUGCAGUGCCGGUCAGCGCCAUCAGAGGCGAGGGCGUUAGUCGCAUCCCGAAGCUAGUGAUGGAAUUUCUGGCGUAA
This is a messenger RNA of Penicillium lagena, 1626 nucleotides long. RefSeq names its product GTP-binding protein Obg. Gene Ontology annotation, molecular function: GTP binding; GTPase activity. Bases 1 to 1626 code for a protein of 541 amino acids. Lineage: Eukaryota; Fungi; Ascomycota; Eurotiomycetes; Eurotiales; Aspergillaceae. The record is from RefSeq and is a predicted model, not a curated record. The transcript has a single exon. Gene Ontology annotation, cellular component: mitochondrion.